AAUUUAGCUUUAAUAAAAUGUGUUGAUAACAAUAUCGAAAUAGACGUCUCAUGUGUCAUCUCGAAGUGAGCAUCGUCGUCAAACGGUGCGUGCGUGUAUGUUUGGAGGAGUGCAGAGCUUUGCUCCGGCUAACACGUUAAGUAAACAUUGCUAGUAGGCGUGGGAUAAGAGGAUAAACGGAUAAGAAGGAGAGGCACCAGCGAACCGGAUUAGCGGAUAAACGGAGCUCCAAUUAAGCGCCAAAGCUCAACACAAAACGUUAUUUUCGAAAGUAUUUCGUAAUGUCUGAUCUUGGAAGUGGAGAGGAAGGCAUCUCAGGAUCAAAGUAUAAUGCAAGCAAUAUGGAAGGUUCUUCAAGCAGAAAUGAUUUUGACUCGUCCGGCAAAGCCGUCAGUGCAGUUGAGCAGGAGCUGGCAUCAAAAAUGCUCCAAAUUCAAUCAAAACGAUUUUAUUUGGAUGUAAAGCAAAAUCGUCGUGGACGCUUCAUAAAGGUGGCCGAGAUUGGCGCAGACGGCAGACGAAGUCAAAUAUAUUUAGCGCUGUCGACGGCAGCCGAGUUCCGUGACCACUUGUCGUCAUUUAGUGACUACUAUGCUUCUCUAGUUCAUCAAAAUGUAGGGCCUCCGCACACGGAGAGUUUGCCAGAGGAUGGCAAGUUGAAAUCAGAGAUGAUGAUAAAGGACAAUAGGAGGUAUUAUUUGGACUUGAAGGAAAAUGCUCGCGGAAGGUUCCUUAGGGUUUCCCAAACAAUAACAAGAGGUGGGCCCAGAUCUCAAAUUGCGCUGCCGGCCCAAGGCAUGAUUGAAUUUAGAGAUGCGCUGACUGAUCUUUUGGAAGAGUUUGGAGCCAAUGAUGGGGGUUUUAAAGGCGAUUUGCCGGAAGAGCGUCAUAUGAAAGUCGAUAACAAAAACUUUUACUUUGACAUUGGUCAAAAUAAUCGUGGAGUUUAUAUGCGAAUAAGUGAGGUAAAAAAUAACUUUCGCACUUCUAUAACUAUACCUGAAAAGUGCUGGCUACGAUUUCGUGAUAUAUUUAAUGAUUAUUGCGACAAAAUGAAGAAAUCGCCCGAUUCAAUCACUGCCGAUAAUAUUGUACCGACAUCUACAAAUAGUCUUAAAUAAAUAGCAAGAACACCAGAACUUAGUAGUUAUCAAAGAUGCACACACUGCUAAAUACAAAUAUAAAGCUUUUUAAAAUUUCUGCGUUCAAGCCUUGGAAUCAAACAACUGAGCCGCUGACAGAGGCCGCGGGAACGAGGCUUCAAAUGUUUGUUGUUCCCCCAAUAAAAAACAAAAAAAAAAUCAACAUUGUGCGACGAUAUGUAAAUAGCUUUAUGUAUUAUGCCAGCUGCUAAAAUGAUAUGUGAUUAUUUUUGUUAAAUAUCGUUUCUUGAUAGAGAAAAUCGAAAAGCUUUUAAAUUAAUGUAAUGUAUCUACUUAUAUGUAUUUAUAUUCAAUUAUAUAAAAGUAGCAUUUAGAAGAUUCAUCUGUAUAUUAGUAUACUUUUUUAACUAUUAUAUUAAUUUAAUUAAAUACAUAACAAAUAGGGCUUCAUAAGUCGAUCUACCAAUACGCAACACAAUGUUUGGUCACGCGAGAAAACAAUAUGCUUUAAAAUUUAAACAAUUAACCAAUACGCAAUAUUGCAUCAAUUAGAGAUAUAUCUUUCAUUAGGGAUGUCUUUAUUUAAUAAAUCUUGUAACUUUUGUUGUACAGCCUUUUCCCCGCCACCAUUGUGGUCAAAUUACCUUUGAUUUAUAGUUAAAUAACCAAUUGUGGAUAUAGAAAAUAUUAAAAUAUUUAAUAUGUAUGUAAGAAACAUACAUGUAUGGAUGUAUGCAUAUAUUAAAUUCUGUUAUAUAUGGCUCAGUACCUUUGAUAAUACAAACAAAUAGCGAGAAUACUACCUUCAUGAUUCACAUGAGUGUUCUGUAUUUAGAUAAUAUUUUUAUUACAUACUCUGUGAAUAUUGUGACCAAUUUGUGCAAUACAUCAUCAUCAAAUCAGUUGAAACUAUCAGCUUUAUAUUUUGAAUAUAUACUGUUUUGGGAUCUGGUAUCCAUGGUGCAAUUUUCUCAAAAAUUAAAUUCCCUUGACUGUUUAAUAAUUUUACGGCCAUCAUUAAUUGGAUGUCCAUUCGUAGGAUAAAUACCGCCUGUUGCGAAACAUGGCACCCACAGCAAUCGGUUACUCGUUAAACUAAUUUGUAGAAAAGAACACUCGAGCACGUACUUGUGUUUGGUAGAUUGAAUAGAUCUAUUAAGUGUGUAAAUUUCGUCAUAGUAUAUAUCCAGUUGGCGUAACUUAAAAUGUCAUCGCAAAUAUGAAUGUUACAAAAUUGUUAAAGCUUUUAGGAAUACGUUAUGAAUUACAAAAUGUCUUUAACUAAUUACUAAAACGUUUAUAAAACAAAAGUUUCAAUGUGAUCACGUAGAAUAAAAACUUAUUAGGUACGAAUACAAAUGCAUAGCAAAAUAAAUAGAAUCCAUAGUAUGUGUGUAUGUAUAUUAAUUUAAACACUUAUGUAUACGCACACAUGCCUAUGUCUAUGUAUUAAAAACAACAACAAUUAUAUGAAUAAUUAUAUGAAAUGCAAACUAGUGUUAUAUUAAUAGUAUCAAAUUUCAGCCUAUUAAAUGGAUAAACUAUAUAAUAUUUAUUAUUGAUGAAUGACAACAAAUACGCAAUACAUAAUGCACUUCUACAAUAUGUAUAUGUGUGGGUCACAAAAAAACCCUUUAAUGUACAUACAUAUAUAGAUAAGUCCACGAAUGCGAAUUUGUUUGCGAAUCUCCAGGCAUCCACAGAUUCGCUUAUCGAUGGACUUAUUUUGUUAAACUCCAUGUUGAGUAGGAGCCUUCGGAGCAGCCCAUAAUACAUACAAGUAUAUUCAUUUGCUAAGCUAAUGCACACAGAUAAACAACAACAAUGAUUAACAGAACAGAUUACCAUAUGUGACAAAAACGGUUAUUUAUAAUACAGUGAAUUUAUCUUUGAUGUUGUUUGGCAUUACAAUUUUAAGAAUUUUGUGAAUGAAGAAAUAAAAAUAAAGUUGAAUAAAACAAAAGCUCUAAUGCA
Drosophila novamexicana is the source of this 3077-nucleotide messenger RNA. It is a transcript of the gene Pur-alpha, whose product is annotated as transcriptional activator protein Pur-beta. Gene Ontology annotation, molecular function: RNA polymerase II transcription regulatory region sequence-specific DNA binding; DNA-binding transcription factor activity, RNA polymerase II-specific; purine-rich negative regulatory element binding. The record is from RefSeq and is a predicted model, not a curated record. NCBI's taxonomy places the organism in Eukaryota, Metazoa, Arthropoda, Insecta, Diptera, Drosophilidae. The transcript has 9 exons. Gene Ontology annotation, cellular component: nucleus. Gene Ontology annotation, biological process: regulation of transcription by RNA polymerase II. The coding region runs from base 282 to 1121 and encodes 279 amino acids.